This is a messenger RNA of Sceloporus undulatus (fence lizard), 6479 nucleotides long. It is a transcript of the gene CEACAM5, whose product is annotated as CEA cell adhesion molecule 5. The coding region runs from base 1521 to 3890 and encodes 789 amino acids. NCBI's taxonomy places the organism in Eukaryota, Metazoa, Chordata, Lepidosauria, Squamata, Phrynosomatidae. The record is from RefSeq and is a predicted model, not a curated record. The transcript is spliced from 13 exons.
CAACCGCAAUCGCACCCUGGCCAUCCAGCAGGUUCUCCGUGAAGAUGCUGGGAACUACCAGUGCCAAGUGUCCAAUUUAGUCUACAACGUAACAAGUGACGCCUUAUAUGUCCCCGUGAUCUGAAUCUUUCCAAAGGGAUCGUGGCCGGGAGGGACCUUCCCCUCCUUUUCCUUUGCAUCUCAACGUGUGAGCUUUGUGUGUUUGCCCCAGACGGACCCGACGCAGCCAUCAUCAUGCCAAACGCGAGCACUUACUAUGAGCAUACUGACAUCAGGCUCACCUGCGCAGCCGAUGCCUUUCCGUGGCUGGAAUACACUUGGCUCUUCAACGGCAGGAUCUAUGGCAGCGGAGAAGAGCUGAUCAGCCCAGAUGUUAGCAGGGCCCAGAGUGGGAAUUACACCUGCCAAGCGACAAAUGUACUCACUCACGACACGGCAAGCACCACCCUGGAGAUCCAGGUGGUGGGUGAGUAGCCGGAGAGUGGCCUGGCGCGGCUGUCCAUGGCUGGUCUUCCCAGCAGCGUGGCCUGUCCUUCGCAUUCCCUUCGCCUGUCCACUAGCUGUCCUUUCACUUUGGGCAAUAGACGGCUUCCAUUUACAUCCAUUGUUUGCGUCGCCAGAUGUCAAACUCUCUGUCGCCUGUCGUGUUGUGAUCUGUGGUGUUUCCCUCCAGCGGCUGGUUGAGUCCUGUGUUGGUUGGGGUUUAUCCUCACAUCUUACCCUUUUCCCUCUUAAGGUGCAUCUGUUCUUCUUCCUUCUGAGCUUUCAAAUUCAUGAUCAAAAGGGUUCUUAGUGACGUACAAUAAUGUCCCAGUAUAACAAAAGCAGGAAAAUAAAAAGACAAAUGGAGCAGGGGGAAUUAACCACAUUAGUCAUCAGUUUCUAUAAAAGCUGGCCAAAUGUCCAAAUAUAAGUCCAUUUGUAAAUUUGGCCCAGGCCUACAUUCUUUCAAAUGUUGCAAAGCAUUGUUAGAUCUUCUGUCCCUUGGAUCGCAAGUGGAGGAAAAUUAUAUUUCCAGUCAUACAUCUUCUUCAAACCUUGUCUGAGGAAGGAAUCUUAUCUGUCAUUCAACUUUAUUCUUUUUCCUUUAUAGCUGUAGAGUAGAUGUUGAUGUUGUUGUCUUUCCAUGCCAGGCUUUAAUGGCGUAAUUUCCUCUCACCAUUGGCUUCUGAAUCCCUUUUCUACUGGGAUCCUAAUCUUUCAGACUUGAAUCCUCACCAGGAGGCACAAAAGUGUCAUCUCCUCACUCCUGUCUUUAUCUAACACUAUUCAAAAAUGUUUUUUCCUAGUGAUCUCUUGCACCUCUCUGUGCCUUCCAUCCGCUUUCUCUCAAUGUCGGCCUUUCUCCCCCUGAAUAAUUUUAAUGCAGUUAAAUUCAUGAAGUGGUGGAGGUAUUCUGUUAGAAGAAAUAUGGAAACCUUUGCCAAUUGUUUUUUCUGUCCUCAACAGGCGGUAUAUAUAACGUCACCAUCCUUGGCCCUUCAAGUGUCAUAGAGCAUGACUCUGUCAAUUUGACAUGCAUGUCUAUAGGCCCCAAUGUAUCUUACCACUGGCUUAAGGGAGGCCAACUGAUCAAAGCAGGAGGCCAAAUGCUCACACUCAACGCAGCCACCAGGGAUGACGCCGGUGCCUACACCUGCUUUGGGAACAACAGCAUCUCUUACAGCUACAGUGAACCCCAUUGGCUGGAAGUCUUCUACGGGCCAGACAAGCCCAUCAUUGAACCCAGUGAGCAGGUUUACCUAGAGCACUCCACCCUUAACCUGUCUUGCUCGGCCAGCUCCUUUCCCUAUGCAAACUACUCGUGGUAUUAUAACGGAGACCUGGACACGGUUCAGAACGAGUCUCGAUACGUGAUCCGAUCCCUCACUAUGGGCGACGCAGGCAACUACACUUGCAAAGUGGCCAAUGACGUGACCGGCCUUGUCAACAACGCCUCCCUGGAGAUCAGAGUCCUGGAACCAGUCAGUAACGUUGUCAUCACCAGUGCUCCCAGUAAGGUCUUGGAACACUACAUCACUACUCUGAUGUGCAACUCAGCCGGCACCGAUGUCUCCUACUUAUGGCUCAAAGGGAACCAGAGCUUGGAGGCUGGGGAGCGCAUCUCUUUGAGCGAAAAUAACCAGAUUGUGACAUUCAACGCAACCCUUCGGACCGACUCAGAUGUCUACACCUGCUAUGUCAAUAACACCUUCUCUGGUAGUGCAGGCAACUACACACUCACUGUUUUGUAUGGGCCUGAUGAACCUAUAAUCAGCCCCGAUAUCUCACAUUACGAAACGGGAUCCAGCCUCAAUCUCUCCUGCGAUGCCGAUUCCAACCCACCUGCAAACUAUACUUGGUUUUUUAACAACCACACACAUGAAGGGAGCAACUUACAAAUCCCUAAUCUGUCUUCUAAUGACAUGGGAAACUACACCUGUGUGGCUUCUAAUGUGGAGACUGGCUUGAAUAGCUCUCAAGUCCUGGAGAUCUGGGUUUUGGAACCAGUCAGUAACGUUGUCAUCACCAGUGCUCCCAGUAAGGUCUUGGAACACUACAUCACUACUCUGAUGUGCAACUCAGCCGGCACCGAUGUCUCCUACUUUUGGCUCAAAGGGAACCAGAGCUUGGAGGCUGGGGAGCGCAUCUCUUUGAGCGAAAAUAACCAGGUUGUGACAUUCAACGCAACCCUUCGGACCGACUCGGACGUCUACACCUGCUAUGUCAAUAACAGCAUCUCUCAUAGCAUGGGCAACUACACAUUGAAUGUUUUGUAUGGGCCUGAUGAAGCCGUGAUCAGCCCCAAUAGUUCAUAUUAUGAAACGGGCUCCAAUCUCAGUCUCUCCUGCAAUGCUGCCUCCAACCCACCUGCAAACUAUACUUGGUUUGUUAACAACCAAAGACAUGAAGUGAGCAACUUGCAGAUCUCCAAUCUGACUUCUAAUAAUUCCGGAAAAUACACCUGCAUGGCUGCUAAUUUGGAGACUAACUUGAAUAGCACUCAAGUCCUGGAGAUCUGGGUGGUAGAAAAGCUCUCCAAACCCACCCUGUGGCCUCUGUCAUACAUGCCCCUUGCGAACGAGGAUGUCCUCUUGCAGUGCCAUACCUCCAGCAGCCCUUCUGUCAGUGUCUCCUGGUUCAAGGAUGGGAACCCUCUUCAAGCUGCUAAUGCAGUACCUUCUGGGAAUAACAGAAACCUUACUAUAACUGACUUCACCAAAGCGGAUGAUGGGAACUAUUCGUGUGAGGCCAGUAAUGCAAUCAGCAAGGAAAGAAGCGACCCCAGUGUCAUAACUAUGGCAUAUGGGCCAGACCAUGUUAAGAUCAACCAGUCAGGAGACAUCUCCUGGCCACUAGGAACCCAUUUGGUUCUGCUGUGUUUUGCGGACUCCAACCCAGCGGCGCAGUUUCGGUGGUUUUUCAAUAGUACUGAUACGAAAGUGAUGGAAGAGACCUUCCGCAUUGGCUCCCUGACCUGGGAAAAUGGAGGGAAUUACACCUGCCAGGCUCACAACAACAGAACCAACCUCACUGCCGCAGUCUCUGUCACCAUGAAGGUGACAAGUGAAGCAUGUCCCGGUGGCUGCGUUGAUCCUGGCCUCUCUCCCGGAGCCAUUGCAGGGAUUGUCAUUGGCUGCCUGGCCGCAGUCAUCCUCAUCGCUGGCCUGGUGUAUUACCUGUGCACUAAGACGUCUUUGGGGAGAACGGAGCGGCACGCAUCCAAUGGAAACAUAUCCUCGGUGCCCGGCCACAACCAGGGCGCUACUGACACCAAGCCCCGAACGGGUGAAGAGGACAUACAGUAUUCAACACUAGCCUUCAAUGCAAACAGUCCUCCCCAACCAGCCCCUGGGGCUGGCCAACCUUUGGACAGCAAUAUAAUAUACUCUGAAAUCAAGAAGAAAUGAUCAGGGAUCGGGGUUGGUGGCUUUUAAAAAUAAUCCUUGUCUGGGCUCUCUUAGCGCGCAUCGUCUUUCUACGAAGAUCCACCUCUGCUUUUCCUCGCCGUGAAUUUGUGUGCCAGAGGGCACGCAAGGGGGGAAAGGAAAAACACACCCAAAGACACACGUACGCACAUGCACACAAGCAAACCGCUGUGCCGAAGAGGAAGGACAAAGCAGGGUGAGCAGGAUGCUUCCCCCUGCAAUGAGUUUUCUCCAGUUCCACCCACCCAGCCAUCCUCGAAGCUGGGAAAAAGGGAAAAGGAUCUCUCCUCCAUGCCCAGGCUCCUGGUGAAAGAAAAGGACUGGCAGUGGAACCUAGCAAUUAAAGAGCAGGCCUGUUGUUUGUGCCCACAAGGCACCAGGGAAGAACAGGGCAAGGGAGAAAGCUAGCCACAGUCUUUCCUUCCUUCCUGCAGGAAUUGCACCUCUGCUCUCAUUGCUCCCCUCAUGCUGCCAUUUUGGUUGCAGGACCUGGUUGUGCCAAACCUCCUCUUCUCUUGGACUUGUCCCUUGAGUUUAGUGUGGACGCUGUGUUUUUUGCUGACCCUACAAACGGCAGCAGAGAGGAGAUGGACCUCAGUCUCCAAGGGUGACUUCCAAGAAAGUGCCCAGAACUGCUCUGUUUGCUUCAAGAAACAGACCGCCAUCACCUUCCAGUAUGGAAGUUUCUGAGCAAGUUUAUUUAAGUCAAGAAGUCCUCCCAAGGUGACCUCUUUUGCCCUGCAAACUUUUUUUCUCUCUGUUUCUUUUUUGUGCAAAUGUGUAUUUGAAAUCUUCCCAUGAGUCAACAUGUGGGCUUGAAUCACUCAGGGGUGUUUGUGCGUGUGUGUAGCCUGGGAUGUGCAAUGACCAAAGGGUCACUCUCAUGUUUCUAUUUUCCUUUUGUCAGGUGAGGCUAGAAUUCCCAGUUUCCUCUAAAUUAACCCACACAAAUCCAGUCCCAAGCCCAGUGCUUCAAAAGCAUCAAGGUGCCCUGCAAAAAAGCAGAACCAGACAGAUUGGUUAAGUUGGCAAGGUUGCCCACACCAAGACCACAGCAUGAGAACAUGGCAUGCAUGCAACGGCAUUAAACCGAUGCAUAUUCCCAGGUUUUUCCAGCUCAGAGGUGUCUCCUGCAUCUAAAGCAGGCAGAUUUUCAACCUUUUGUUAUCCAGAUAAUUUGGAUUUCAACUCCCAGAAGCUCUAGUCAGCUUGGCUGAUAGGGAUUCUGUGAACAGAAGGCCAAAGACCAAAGAUGGAAAGCCAGUGGUCAAAGGCAACACUGCAGAAUUAAAACAGUUGGACUCUGCUUUAAGUGCCAUGACUUAAAAUAUCCUGGGAUUUGUAGUCUGGCGAGGCACCAAAGCACCCUGAGAGACCAGGCUCAACACCUCCCCAAACUACAAAUCUCUCUGUAGGAGAGUCAUGGCAGUUAAAGUGGGGCCAAACUGCUUUAAUAAUGCAGUGUGGAUAAAACCUAAAAGGAAGAAGAUGGUAGGUUGGGGUACUACUGGUGUAGGUUUGAUUCCCACCAGCUCCAGGAACAGGGAGGCAUGUCCUGGGUCCUGUUUGUGGACGGAGCACUGGGUUUGGGUGCAAAGGGCCCUAAUUUGGAUGCCCAGCCAUGAUGCUCACAAAGCAAGGCUCAGGGUAAGCUGUCCUCCUCUCUUGAGCUGGCCUCUCCCCUCUCCUCAGCAGGGUUGUUUUGAAGCUGCUGAGGGAGAAAGAUAUACAGCCUGGAGCCUUUUGGGAAAGACUGGAAGGAGAGAGAUUAAAAUUAAAUUAGUUGCAGUGAAGGACUCAAGGCAUGCGUGGGAGUGCAGGGUUUUCCCUCGCUGCAAGGAGUGCACUUUUCAGUCGAGUUGUUUUGUUCAAUGCAACGAAGUGUGGGUUGUUUUGUUCAAUGCAACGAAGUGUGGAGAGAGACAGAGGGAGGGGAGCAGAGGGUGAUGGCCACUGUGUGGUUCUUCUAGUUUUGCUUUGGAAAACCAGAAAAGGCCUUGCAGCCAGAUUUGCUAAAACACUGUCCGAACUCUUGAAUCCAAAGUGUGCAAGAUAUGCGAUAGACAUAGCAGAGUGUCUGGAGAGGCGGGGAGUCACUUUUCCAUCAUGCUUGGGGUCUUUCCCUCCCCGUAGUGUCUCUCUUUCCCAUCUUUGGCUGAGAGUCAGUUGCCCUGGGGCAUGAUAGCAUCUUGUACUCUCUGAGCCUUGCAAAUGGCCGGGUGUGGCAUGUUAUUCACGCAAAGCUUUGUGGACAAUGGGGCAGUGUUUGGAAGAAGCCUGGCACUCGCAGCCCAAAAUGAACCCAUCCAUCCUCAUUCACCUGGCUUGGAAACCCCACGUGGUCACACUCUGUGCCCCAGGGAACCCCUUGCAAGGAAGGCCGGUCUCCCCGCUCUUGGGUCCAGCUGGCCAAGGGUAGUUUUUGGGGGGCAGAGCAUAGGACGGGAACUGGGAUUAAAUACUGAGACAAUUAUUGUGCAGGGGGGGAACGGGUCUGUUCCUUUGUUGAUUAUAUGUAUUAAAUCAAUUUUGUUUUUAAUAAAAAAAUUGAAAUAAAUUAAGGAUCUAAAA